Molecule: messenger RNA, 651 nt
Organism: Eruca vesicaria subsp. sativa (arugula)
Lineage: Eukaryota; Viridiplantae; Streptophyta; Magnoliopsida; Brassicales; Brassicaceae
Source: the annotation of a GenBank genome assembly
AUGGUGGCCUUCGAGGUGUUCAAUGGGAACCAUCAGUAUGCAAGUGUUGCAGCUGUGAACAGUAACGCACCAGUCAAGUAUCCAAGCUUCAAGGCUCCUACGCCUAGCUUCACUGAUGGUACAAAACAUAGCUCCAUAGAUGUUUUUUCUCUCAAAGAAGACCGUGGAAUUGAUAAUUCUCUAGUCCAAGACGUGUGUACUAUCUCAGUCUUACCUGAUGAAGGAAACACAACCCCACAAUGUACCUCCCAGUAUACUCUCUUGAGCUUUGUCAAGGCUCUGCUUCCUUCUGAAAACCAAUUGUUGAUUGAUGCCCAACUCAACUGUCAGAAAACUCAGAACCGCAUCAAUGUGCUACUUGGAGGCACAGAUUCCUACCAAUCAUGUGUUGUGGACAUAAACGUUGAGAAAGGGAAUGGUGCUGAGGCAAAAGAAGUUGUUGCGAGUCUCAAAUCCGAGAGUGUACAUAUGCAAAAGGUACUGCAGAGACAAGCAAGCUUGAGCACUGAUAAAGCUAUAUCUGAGAGAUGCCAUGAUGCACCAACAAACAGGUGGAGAAGAUACAAGCGUGCUGCUUCAUUUGAUUCUAGGAAAAUCGUCAUCCUCUUCUCCAUUUUGUACGUAAUACUUAACUCUACAUCGUAUAAGUAA